AUGGCUGAUUCUGUGGAUAGAGUCUUUGAUAAAGCCAUCACCAUUAUCCAGGCCCUUUCGUCCAGGCUGAAUUAUAAUUCAUUGCCCCGGCCUCCACUUGAGAGCCGAACUGCAUUAUAUGGAUUGUACAAGCAGGCAACAGAAGGAGAUGUGGAAGGAAUAAUUGCUCGGCCAAGUGGGUUUACGCCAGCCGAUGAGAAUGCCAAAAAGAAGUGGGACGCUUGGAAGAAACAGGAAGGUUUAGGAGUCACCGCUGCUAAACGGAAAUAUAUUGCCAAUUUGAUCGAUACGAUGCAAGUUUAUGCUACGGGAACCCACGAGGCUCGAGAAUUGUUAUCGGAAUUAGAGAAUCUUUGGGACCAGAUCAAAGACGUGCCAGAUAUUGAAAAUGACAACCAUCACCUACCGAGACUUUCCAGCCCAGUGAUUCUCAAUAAUAAUAAUAAUAAUAAUAAUAAUAAUAAUAAUAAUAAUAAUAAUAAUAAUAAUAAUAAUAAUAAUAAUAAUAAUAAUAAUAAUAAUAAUAAUAAUAAUGCCAAAGAAGGGGGGAUAAUUAGUCCCCUUGACUUCAUUAAUGAUCCUAGUAUCGGAGAAUCUGGUAAUUUGAUGGCAGGCUAUAAUGCGUUAUUGUACCAAGAGAUUUCCCGAGGCUCAUCGUCGAAUUUUCAACCUCAACAAUCAUCGAAAUUUAACCAUCCCCAAGAUAAUAAUAAUCGUACCGCCAAUAGGAGUGAUGUCGCCAGCUCACAGAACGGAUAUACUAAUGCGUUACUCCAGGAACUUUAUGAUAAGACCAAUAAUACCACUAAUGAAAUGUAUCUAAUGAAGAAAGAAAUCAAAUGGGCCAUUGAAAGUUUGCACCAAGAAAUCAAAUUCUUGAAACUUUCCACCCAUAGUGGUACCGCAUCACGCCACGAGGAUAUCUCAUUAAUAAACCCCGAAGCUAAUAAUAGUAAUAACAAUAAAAAUAAUAAUGACGAUGGUGAUGAUCAAGAUCAAGAUCCCCAUGAUCAAAAGUCACACAAUGAUAUCCAUAGCGUGAUCACUUCAGCUUAUAGGUAUCCUUUGUCACGGGCAGGAACCACAAAUGUCGUCCAACUACCGUAUAUCAACAAAUCAUACCUCAAACAUAAUAAUCAAACCACAUCGUUUAACGAUAUUAAUGAUCGAUACACUGCUACCAGGAACCUCGGGAGUAUAGAUUACCUUAUGUACGAUGAACCGCCCUCGCCCCCGGAACAUCCCAUGAAACAAGGGCUAAUAACAGUUCACCGAUGGUAUAUAACAAUAUUCCAAUGGUUGAAAACGUCAAAAAUGUCCAUUGGGUUAUGGUAUCGGUUGCGGGAGUUGGUGAAGAAACUAUUGAUAAAUGCGGCGAUUCUUUUGGUGUUGUAUCGAGUAUUGGGUAAGAAAGUCACCGUUUGGAAGAACGAUAAUGGAGAAAUCACAAUAAAGUGGAAAUAA
This is a messenger RNA of Saccharomycopsis crataegensis, 1464 nucleotides long. Its product is annotated as acyl-CoA-binding domain-containing protein. The record is from RefSeq and is a predicted model, not a curated record. Bases 1 to 1464 code for a protein of 487 amino acids. Gene Ontology annotation, biological process: fatty acid metabolic process. The transcript has 2 exons. Gene Ontology annotation, molecular function: fatty-acyl-CoA binding. NCBI's taxonomy places the organism in Eukaryota, Fungi, Ascomycota, Saccharomycetes, Ascoideales, Saccharomycopsidaceae.